AUGGAGGAAACAGAAAAUAGUGAAAAAACAGAGACAAUAAUCUUUUUUGAGGAAGAGCCACAUACUGUAUCAGAAAUUUGCGUAUCCAAGGAUGGAAAAUAUAUCAUUACUUAUGAUCAAGUCAACGAUUCUCUUUUAGGAUGGAUUGUAGAUGAUGAUGAUGUUCGAGCUGAUAAUGAAAUUGGAAUAUUUAAAAUAGAAAGGCAACAAGAAGAACAAGAUGAAAAUUUAUUAUUUAAAAUUACUUCUAUUAAAACUAAAAUUGCCAUGAUUGUUUUUAAUGAUAAAGGAUACGGAAUUGUUGAUUUGAAAGCAAAAUGUAAGAUAAUAUGCCCAUCUCAAUUUUAUAAUACAAGCCCUGAAUUUAUGGAAUUUUCGAGUAUCGAUGAGCUUAUCAUAUUCGCUGAAGAAGAAGAAAUUAUAUAUAUUUAUUCGGCAAAUUUUAAGAAAAACAUGUGGAUAAAAAGUAUGGCAUUAAAAAUUAGCAUUUAUAUGGAAAGUCUUGACUACUUUGGAAUUACGGGUGAAGAAUUUGCAGAAGAAAUGGAUAGGAUAGAAAGAGUUAUCGCUCCAGAUUUAAAUUCAAAAUGCAUGUAUUUAAUUACAAAUAACGGCAUGCUUCUUUUGGACAGAGAGACUAAAACCACUGAAACGCGCAUAACCUAUGAUUCUGUUUUUAAGAUGUUAAUUACUGAUGAAACAUUGCUUGUAACAGAAAAAAUAGAAAUUGAUAAACAUAAUAAAACUGAUAAUACCGAUAAUACCGAUAAACCCGUGCAGGAAAAAGAAAAAAGAAGAACCAUUAAUGUUAAAUCAAUUAGAACAGGAUUAGUUGUUCGAACUUUUGAUAUACCAUCCUUAGCAUUAAACGAAGAGGAUAAUGAAAAAUGGUAUAUAAUACGCAGCCUUGAUAGUCUAUAUAUUAUAGCUUUUAUCAACACCAAUAUCUUGUUAUUAAACAUUGUUGAUGGUAGCGUAUAUGUAAUUAAGGAUGAUUUGAAUGAAGAAAUCAAGACCAUAGUUAAUGAAAAUCUUUCCGACUUUAAUAUAUUUACGAUUUAUGUACCGACAAAUACAUUAUUUGGCAUUCAAGAUAAUAAGAUUUUAAAAAAGAAUUUUAGAAAUUUGGAUUUCAGAAAACUUUUUUAUAAUCAACAUCUUGAUGUGCUCAUUUGGAAUACAUAUUUGAACACACAAGAACCUGAUGUUAAUCUUUAUCCUAUAUGUCCUGAUAUUCAAGAGCUUAAAAGAAUUAAACAAUUACCUAUUGAUGCUCUCAAAAGGCGAAGAAAAGAUUUAUGUAUAUUUCACUUUGAUCUGAAUAUGAAAUCUGCGACACUUCAAUAUUACUGGCGCAUAUUUAAUACAAAUGAAGAUUCAUUUAUCCCUUUUAAUUUAGAAAAUGAAUUAUUCUUACCUAGAACUGAUUUUUAUAAAUCCAUAAGUUCGGGUGAUGUUUCUGACUUGCAAGGUAAUUGGACUGACGCAGUUAUUGAGGAUAAAUUUAGUUUAUCAGCAUAUGGAGAAGACUUAGUACUUUGCUUUACUUACCUUCGUGCAUCUUUUUUGGUAAUUGGCAUACUUGAGAAAUGGAUAAAGUGGUUUACAAAGUCGCCCAGGGAAAAUUUUCAUUUUUUGAAAAUCAUUAGCAUUUUAUACCCAGAAUUAUACAAAUCUUUUCCUGAAUAUAUGAAUAAUCUUAAUGAAUCAUUAAGAUUUACUCUUGAUAAAGAAAUGUGGUGUGGUCAUCUGGGUACUCAUUUAGAAGGAGCUUUUAUUUUGCCAAUUAUUACAGCAUUUUGCAUGCUUCAGGGUGAUGCUUCUAAUUGGUCGAUUUUGAUUUCAAUUGCGGAUUUACUAGUUGGCUUAAAAUUCAUUCUUUAUUUCCGUGUCUUGGAGUCUUUUGGAGCUUAUUAUGCAAUUAUUAUUGGUGUCGCAAAGGCAAUUUUUGCCUUUCUGGUCAUGAUCGUUCUAAUUAUUGUAAGCUUUGGCUUAGCCUUUUAUGUACUUUUAAAACCAAGUAGUACAGUUUACUAUGAUCAACCAGGAAAUCAAACUAAUGAUGAAAAUAAUCCAUGGAGUUUUGCAUCUUCCUAUUAUCAAGUUUAUGAAAAUGGCACUAUUGGAUCAAAUCCAGUACUCAUCGCGCAACCAGAUGAAAAUGAGGAUAUGUUUGCCUACAUUCCAACCUCACUUUUUGCAAUAUACGGAUAUCUUGCAGAUAUUGAAUUAUUUUAUUUAUUGCCUCAUCAAAGGCGUUGGCAAUCUUGGUUUCCUAAUAUGAUAUAUUAUUAUGUGCCUGCUAGCGAAAUUACAAAAGAUAUGCAUGAAAAGACCAAAGACAGUGAACAAAGCGUUAAAGAAUUCAAAUCUAAAAAUAAAGCAUUAUUAGAUUUGACUCAAUAUAAUUCUUAA
Molecule: messenger RNA, 2415 nt
Organism: Dentiscutata erythropus
Lineage: Eukaryota; Fungi; Glomeromycota; Glomeromycetes; Diversisporales; Gigasporaceae
Source: the annotation of a GenBank genome assembly